AUGCCGCCUACACCAGGCAAUCCUUCCACUACUCCGAAGGCUUCACGGGAUAUCGUACAUAUCCCACCAAUCUUUCAAAACAAUGCCGUUCGCAACACUAGCAAUCUAACGGCAAGCCGUGAUAGUCCUCGUACGGUCGGACGGAUUGAGAGCCCGUUUCUGGCGUCCUCAAGUCAAGCUCAAUCGCGGGAGAUAUCCCCCAUACGACGUCCUCGGGAGAGCUCGCCACCAAAUGGCGGGGGUGUCAUCUCUUCGCACAGGCGACUGAAUUCCGCCCAAGCUACAUCUAAUAUUCGUGAACUUGGAGGCAUACAUGCGAAUGGUGGUGCUCCUCCCCCAGUGCCUGGACACGCAAGCAAUAGGAAUAGUACCCCCACCCCGAAAGAAUUGUUUGGGACUCAGAACAGUUUUCCAACCUUGAGAGAGUCUGGGAGCCAGCCUAAUCUCCCCGCCAAUCAUCCACCGAGUUUCCCUGCGCUAAGAGAAUCUGGUAGUUUCCCUGCAAUGAAGGACUCAAUGCAAAUACCUGGUUACCGAAGCUCAUUGGACCUUGAUAAAGUUCCAUCAUUACUUCCCCCAAUGCGUGGAUUCAAAUCCCAGGAAAGCUCACCCCCGGGUCCUAGUAAUGCUCUUGCGGCAUCAACUUUCUCAACCUCCCCAAAAGAAUCAAGGGAACGGGAUUGGAGUAAGGAUUCGCAGGAAAAAGAAAUGGAGGACCGACGCAGGGAUUGGGAGCGAGAUGAAGUUCCUAAGUUUACAGUUCAUGACCUCGAGACUCUCACAUCUCAGCUUUCUGGACUCACAUCAAUCGCUAAUAGCUUGCAACGAGAAAUGGCAAAUCUAUCUCGCCGUUCAAAGGAUAACGCUACCGAUCUUAUAUCUCUGAAAGAAGCUACCAGAAGUAGAGACGAGGAUAUUCGGACUAGUCUUCGUGAUCUUGUUCAUAGCCUCCGGAACAUGGAGAACGACAGGUUAAACGAAAGUCACAAUUCAUCUGUUCCUAUGAUUACCGCUGGAUCGAGCAGUAGUCGCGCCUCAAGCUUUGCCAGUGACCUUGCUUCUUCGAAAAUUUCAACAGCAAGCUCUAAAGCUUCUAGUAUCGACAAGCCGAAUAUCGAGAUGCAAGCACUUGACAAGAUCUUGAAAGAUAUGCCCACAAAAGAAGAACAGGAGAGAUUGAGAGUCCUUUUACACGAUGUUCAAGAGACCUUGAAGUCUCAGGCCAACAAAGUUGAAAGCGAGAAAAAGGUUUUAUCGUUACUGGAGGAGUUCAAGGACCGGGAGUAUGCCAGGGGCAAGGAGCUAGCUAUCCCUGGGAAACUACCUGAACAAGCAGAGGAGAAGAUUAUGGCUAUGCUACACGAUCUCCGGGAUGAUCUCCACCAGCGGGAACCAAAGGAAGUCGAUAGACGAGUUUUGUUCAUGCUCGAGGAGAUUAAGCAAAAGGACGUAGAGGAUGAAGAGCGGAUAUUUUCUGUUCUGGAAGACUUGAAAGAAAGAGAAGGGGACGAGCGAAUCGAGACAGUUCUCUCCUUACUUCAAGAGCUUAAAGAGCAAGGGGAUGAUGCCAAAGUUCUCUCUUUCUUAGAGGAAAUAAAGGUCAGAAUCGACAGCAUGACCACGGACCUAGAAAAGUGCGUUAGUGCGAUACAAAACAAACCAAAGUCGGAAUCCUCUCCCGAGUCUGAGUCCAGGUCGACCGAUUCGAUUGCUAGCAGCGAUCAUGUUCUUGAGGUUUUGAAUAGCGUGAAGGAAGGUGUUGUUAAUGGAGGGGAUAUAAUGGAAGAGGUCAAGAGUUUAUUAGAGGAUUUUGUGGAAAGGAAGGGUGGACAAGAUCAAAGGGAAGCCCAGCAGAUCCUAAAAGAUUUGAUGAAGGAAAUUGAGGUUUUGGUAACCGAGCAACGUCACGCUAUUGCUAGGUUGAAUAAUUCUUCGGGCCUCCCAUCAACUGCUCUCACUUUCAAUCCCCCACUCCCGCCAGAUCUCGAUAAUGAAGCCGCUAUCACUGCCCUUGCAAAUAUUGCAUCUACAACCACACGCACAGAUAUCACCCUCUCUUCCAUCAAUGCUCUCAUCAAAGUAUUUCAGAAAGACGUCAAUCAUGCGAAUACGCAUAGUGCUGAGAGUCUUUUGUCCGUCUCCAGGUUUUUGGACGACCUGCAAGUGUCAAUGGCUGGGGUAGGCAACACCAACGAUCAAAUCGCCAAAUUUGACGGUUCAUUCUCGCAAAAGGUCGAAGAGCUUCUUGACAUACAGAAGCACAUGCAACGAAUACUUCUCGGCAACGAGGACGAAUAUAUCUGGAAACAGGAUGUAGGAGUCAAAGCGUCUGUCGAGGAGCUUCGAGGUGAAGUCGAGGAUAUGAUGGACCGGAAUACAGAGUCGCUCAACGAAUCCACCGAGAAGACCAUCGAGGCCAUCAAGAACUCGAACCCAACCCCCCUCAUUGAAGAGUUGAAAACAGCACUUGCCGCUAUGACCGAGAGAAGUCUUCAAGCUUUAAGGGAUGCUGAUCCAAACGAAUCCCUCAAAAAGCUUAGGAUUGAAAUUGCCGAAUCGGCUCAAAAGACUGUAGAAGCUAUCAAACAUGGCAGCUCUGAGCCCACUGAAUACUUUAGAGCCGAGGUUAAGGAUCUAUUAGAGAAGUCUUUAACAUCUAUUGAUUCAAAGGCCGAUACAGAAGGGGUAACAGAACUUCUCAUUAGUAUGAAGCGAGAGCUAAGGGAGCUUCUUGCCAAAUCGACUGCAUCGAACUUGAGUGAGUCUGUGGAAGUGAAGCUUGCCAUCCAGACAGUCAACGCAGAGAUGGAGGCACUGCUUGAGAAGUCACUUAGUUCAGCAAUGUCACUCACUUCCUCUCAUGCUGAUAAAAAAACCAGCGCUGCGAUCUCGGGGUUGAAGACUGAGAUCAAUGACAUCAUGUUUAAAGUAGUUACUAUUGCGGAUAAACCAGACAGUUCGGAGAAAAUUCAAGAGUCGAUUGAAAUUCUCAAGUCGGAGAUCACCGAUCUUGUGGAUAAGUACACAACCGCCCUUGCUCCUUCAACGAUCCAUCCCGAAGCAGAGGAGAUCAAAGCUUGCAUUAUUUCACUGAGCAAAGAUCUAUGCGAUGCCGUGGAGCGAACGGUGGCACUCGCCAAUGAAUCUUCGGCUGAAUCUAACCUCACAAUCAAGACAACAAUCGAAGAACUCCGAAGUGAUAUUGGCGAGUUGGGUAAGUCAAUGGCAGCAGCCGUGACUAUCAGUUCUGCUUCCAGCGUUGAGGAAUCAAUUAAGAACGCAUUCGAACUGAUGAGAGAUGAAGUUCUUGAGAAAAUUGAAAAAUCGACCGCUUCUUUUGGGAUGAAUGACAAGAUGGCCGCAGCUAUCGAAGAACUCAAGAAGGAAGUCAAUGAGGCAGUAAAAAACAGCAUCUCCUUAGCUGUCGCUGCUGUUCCUGAGGCUGAUCUCAUCAACAAGGCACAUGAAGCCCUCGAACGCCUCAAGGAGCAAAUUUCAAACAUCAUGGACAAGUCAUUAGCUACAGUAGGAUCCGGGCCCGCAACUAUUAGGAACAUUGUCGAAGGUCUACAAAAAGAAGUUGUUGAGAUAACGGAGAAAACGACAUCUAUGCUCGCCCCAUCAGUAUCGGAGAAGAGGACCAAGAAACUACUUGCGGAUAUCAGGAAAGAUAUAGUCGACAUGCUCAAGGAGACACCAUCGCCCAAGUCUAGUAUCGAUGCUGUAAAGAAAGCCGUGGACGAGCUCCGCAGAGACGUUUUAGACAUUCUUGAAAAGUCCAUUUCAACGGCCCCUGCUCCGGCUAGUGGUCCCGAUGCCGAAGCUACCGUCGACCCGAGUGCCGUCGAAAGAAUUGAGAGCACUAUCUCUGAGCUCAAGACAGACAUCAGCGAAAUGGUAGAACGAAGUCUGGCCGCUGCUAUUGCAAACUCUACCUUUGACUCGGAAGAGAGCGUGAAGGAGGUAAUCGAGGAGCUAAAGAAGGAUGUACGUGAUAUCCUUCAAAUGUCCAUCGUACCAAUCGGCCCAGCAAAAGAAGACACCGUCGGCCUAGUCAAAAUGGCUUUGGAAAGUUUCAAAGAUGAGCUCGGAGCUAGUUCUACAACAAAGGAUUCUAACGGAUUGAUGGAAGCAAUUAUAGAGCUGAGGACUCAUGUGACUGGGAUGAUGGAGAGGUCUAAAGAUGAUGAAAUAAGAGGUGUUUUGGAGGCAUUGAAGAUUCAGGUUGAAAGGUUUUCUGGGAGUAUUGCUGGCGGGGCGGCAAAUGAGGGAGUCAAUGCGUUGAGGAAAGAGGUUGAGAGGCUGGCAGAAAAAUUUGGUUCGACAGCAAAAGAGAUGAAAGAUGCGGUAGAGGAGUUGAAGGCGAAGGAAUCAAAGCAGCUUCAAGUGCUUCAAAGUUCCAAUGAUGUCGAAGUAAAAGCGGCUAUCGAAACUCUGGCGAGUGAGGUCAAAGGGCUGGGGAUAAAAGACACCGUGGAUACUCUCAAGGCCCAAAUCCAGGAGCUGUCUGAGAAGUCAAAGGACGAAGAGAUUAAAGAAGCUAUCGACUCGCUGAAGCAAGAUAUUGAACAAUCAUUGGACAGAUCUAUAUCUGCUCUCGUCACCCCCAAAUCGGAGAAUGUCCCGGUAAUGAAAGAAAUGAUCGAUACCCUCCGAAAAGAAUUAUUACAAUCCGUCGAAAAAGGGUUCGGGGCCUCCAAAGACUUCGAAGCUGUUCGGGAAUUGACAAAAGCUGUCCGGGAACUUAUGGAAAGACCGAUCAAGUUUGGCAGUGACGCCGGCAGCGACCAACCUCCUGUGUUUGAUAAAGUGGAAUACAGAGUUACCGAUAAACCUGGUGACAAGGCGGACAAGCUUAAGGUUGCAGUUGAUGUCCUUAGGAGAGAGUUCUUGGAGAUGAUGGAAAAGUUUUCUGGAAUUGUUAGCACAUCAGUAUCGGCUCCUGAAUCUGAACAGGCGUUUGAGGACAUGAGGAAUGCAGCAUUCGAGGUUAAACAGGCGACCUUCGAAGUAAAGAAGUCUCUGGGUUUGAUAUCAAAAGGACAGGCAGAAGAGAAUGAGGCAAUUUCUGAUAUCAGCUCUGCCGUUGGUGAAUGUCGGGUCGAGGUAGCUGUGGUGAGAACUUUAGUCGAGGAAAAGAACACCGAAGUCAAAGAGGGUGUUUCAGUUGUCGCAAAAGCUGUCAGUGAAUCCAAUGUUGAGAUGAAGGAAUUGGUGGCCGAAGUCAAGGAUGGUGUCGAAAUACUUCAAACAGUCACCACUGAAGGCAUUCUUGGCGUUUCCAGUGUGGUCUCCGAAUUCCAAUCUGAGACAAAGGAAGGACUUUCUGGAAUUAGCGACAGUAUUUCUGGGUUCCAAACAGAGACCAAAGAAAGCAUUGUUAAUAUCAACACUUCUAUCACGGAUCUCAAAUUCGAGGUGAAGGAAGAUAUUGCCGGUGUUAAGCACAUUGCGUCCGAAAUUCAGCUGGGAACGACUGGAAGCAUUAACGAUAUCAACAAAGCGAUUUCUGGGAUUCAGACUGAGACUAAAGAAGGAAUCAGUGACGUAAAGGGUGUUGUUGAGGACAUGAAGGCGGUGGUCGAGGAAGAGAUUGAAGCGGUUAAGAAGGCGGUUGAAGGUUCGAAGGUAGAGACCAAGGAGGCAGCAGUCGGUAUUGAAGCGAAGAUCGGAGCAUCGGAAGCUGGACUCAAGGCCGCUAUUGAAGAAUCUAGAAGCAUGGUUCAAGAGAACAUCGACAGUGUGAAUGCUGCAGUUGAAGGAUACAGCAUAGAAGUCAAGGAGGAUGUGUUCGCUGUGAAGAACGCUGUUGAAGAAUCUCAUACAACCACCGUUCAGGAACAUCACAAGACUCAGAAGCAAGUCCAGGAAGUCAUGGGUCUCGUGGAUGUAUUGCAAACAGAAUGGAAAGGGUCACAGCCAAACUUGUUCAGUGCGCUCUUGGAGUUGAAGCAUCUUCUUCGGGACGCGCAAGACUCGAUCGCUAAAAAACCAGACUCAAUACCUCCACCACCUGCCUACGACGACUCCCAAACACAAGAGAAGCUAAAUAUAUUGUUAGCGGCCGAGACCAGGACUGCAAAACACCUGCCGCAGCUAGAUCUUCUGACCUCCAUUCAGCGGCAAGUCUCUACUACUUCAGCAGAUAUCGCGGAGUUUUUAAAUAUGCAAAAGGAAGUUCUCCUCGAGGAUGCGACUUCUAAAAUUGACGCCGCCCGGCAGGCCGAAAACGACUUGGAGAAAGCCAACACAGAAAAAAAAAUUGUCGAGGCAGCGACAGCCACACUUCGAGAUGAACAUGCAAAUCUUCAGGAUUCCAUUGAGGUUUUGAAGGAUGAAACAGAGCUACUUAACUCUCGGAGGCUUAAACUUACUGCGGAGGUUGCUGGUCUCGAGACCGCGCUUGAUUUGAGGAGGGAUGAGUUGUUGUUGCUUGAAGCCAGAGCCGAAGGUCUAGAGCGACGAGUUAUUGAGGGCGUCAUCGAACAAUCCCGAGCACUCCUCUCCAAACCACGUUCGAAUAGCUCUCGCCUAUCAAAAGCCGGUGUUGAGGCUAUUAGGAUGAAGGCCCAGCAUAGCCCUAUUCCUCGAGCUUCCGCUGCGCCUGGAAGACGUCAUCUUUCUUUGAAUGAAAUUCCCGGCGAUAUCCCAAGCACCACAAACCCCACAAAACCUACUAGAGGCAUCAGCGGUACCAUUUUAGGCUUGGGGCAGCAUGAGUAUUCUGCCAGUCUUGGACUGCUAUCAAGGAGUCAAUCUACCAGGAGUGUUCGUGGUACCCGCAAGAGCAGUUGGAACCUGAAGAACGGUAGAACGACCUCUGGGAAUGAAAAAGAAAAUGAAAGGGAGUCGCCGGUGGAAGAGGAGGAGAUUGAUGAUAUCAAUGGGGACGAAGGCGAUCAUGUGGAUAUUCUGAGGGAUGGAUUGAUGGAAGAGGAGGAGGAGGAAGAGGAGGCAGAAAAUGGAUUCGAUGAAGGAAGAAGGAGCAGUAGCGGGAGUGUUAGGAGGUUUGCAGAUGAAGAGGAUAAUAAGGGUAACGAGAGCUCUAAGCGAAAGAAGAACUAUCCGGCUCUGGGUCUCGAUUUCUCGGGUGAAGGGAUUGAUAGGAGAGAUCUCAACAGGCAUAGGACGCCUAGUGGUGAUAGUACAGGGCCUUAG
Molecule: messenger RNA, 7158 nt
Organism: Morchella importuna
Lineage: Eukaryota; Fungi; Ascomycota; Pezizomycetes; Pezizales; Morchellaceae
Exons: 4
Coding region: 1-7158 (2385 amino acids)
Source: RefSeq, a predicted model, not a curated record